Fusarium mangiferae is the source of this 696-nucleotide messenger RNA. RefSeq lists its product as uncharacterized. Gene Ontology annotation, cellular component: mitochondrial inner membrane. The coding region runs from base 1 to 696 and encodes 231 amino acids. Gene Ontology annotation, biological process: mitochondrial respiratory chain complex IV assembly. The record is from RefSeq and is a predicted model, not a curated record. The transcript is spliced from 2 exons. NCBI's taxonomy places the organism in Eukaryota, Fungi, Ascomycota, Sordariomycetes, Hypocreales, Nectriaceae.
AUGAAGAUUCUCACAAAGGAAGAAGAGGAGGCGCACUACUCAGCUGUCGUCAAGGGCGGUCUCAUCGGAGGUGGUCUUGGUCUUGCUGUUGGUGUUGGAGGCGUCAUGUUUGCUUCAAGGCGAUACCCUGCUUUCCGCGGCCUCACAAUCCCCUUCAGAACGUUCCUCGUCACAUCCGCCGGCACAUUUGGCGCCAUUAUCAACGCCGAUCGCUGGUCCAUGGAUUUCCAGAAGAAGCAGAACCCCAUGAACUUUUACGAGGACCAGACCCAGCGCGCCCAGCAGGUUGUUCGCGAGAACCAGACGACCUGGGAGCGCUUCAUGGAGUACGGCAAGGAGAACCGCUACUCUAUCGUAUUUGUCUCAUGGCUCGCAUCCAUGGGUGUCGCGUUCGCGCUCGUGAGCCGUUCACCCAUGAACACAGCCAACAAGGUCGUACAGGCCCGUGUGUAUGCUCAGGGCCUGACCCUCGCUGUUCUCAUCAUCUCAGCUGUCUUUGAGAUGAACGACGCCAAGAAGGGUGAGGGUCGCUGGCAGACCGUCAUGGUCGUCGAUCCCGAGGACCCAGAGCACAAGCGACUUAUCGAGAAGAAGAUCCACAAGGAGGAGUAUGAGGGCCAAGACCUCUGGAAGGAUAUGGUCGCUGCUGAGGAGCGACGAUUGGCCGCUAAGAAGCAAGCCGAGAACAAGGCUUAA